AUGUGGAGGCCAAGGGAAAGCCGUCAGCUGCAGGAGAGCCAACCAUCACCGUCCUGCACGGAUCUCAAUGACUACAUAUGGUCUCUCCACUCGACAGCGCCGCAUGGAAUCAUACGUGAGACUGCUACCAACGAACGGAGUAAGAGAUCCGCUGAUUCCGUCUACAUCCGCAUCCGAUAUGGAUCCGACCCGACAACACUGCACUUGAAGCCCGACGGAAUAAGGCCGUAUCUGUCGUUCUUAUGGUUCUGUUAUCGUGCUGGACGAAGCGAUAAUGGAGACGACAUCCUCGGGGCCGUCCACCAGGCCACCGUUGCCGACUCGGCGGCCUACGAAACGCCUGUUGUUCGACAGGCGCUACGCUUCGAUGAGUGGAAGGAUCCUUCAGAAGAAGCUUUAGCUGGUGGUCGAGGAAUGUUUUGCAUUUUGCCGAUCGCGAAGUCAAUGCUGAAUGUCGCAUCGUUGUCGAUCAGUCUUGCAGCAGAUUUUGUGAUCAAAGCUCUUAAGUCUCCUAUUCAACUUUCUCGACAAGAAUUGCAUGCUAACCUGUGUAGUCAGUUUCAUAAGCUAGCACUUAAUAUGCAGGGAUGGAAUCUUAAGUUGAUAACCUUGGGUAAUAGGAGACAAAAUGCCAUGAACUCUGAAGAGGUUCCUACAAACUGAACCAAUCCCUCGGCUGCAUCAUGCUGCAACUCAAUGGAUUCUGUUAUGAUGAACUAUUGGAGUAUGAUGUUUGUUUGAGAUGUAAAUGAAGAUUUACAA
Molecule: messenger RNA, 762 nt
Organism: Musa acuminata subsp. malaccensis (wild Malaysian banana)
Lineage: Eukaryota; Viridiplantae; Streptophyta; Magnoliopsida; Zingiberales; Musaceae
Source: RefSeq, a predicted model, not a curated record